GCGGCAGGCAGCGGCCGGCGCGCGGCGCGGGGCCCCGGCGCCCCGGUCCCUUUAAAUCCGGCCGGCCGGUUGCUAGGCAACGGCGCGGCCCGCGCUGGCGCUGCACUGCAGAGGCUCUAUACCGCGCCGGCCGGGCCGGGUCGCGGUGGCCAGUGCCGAGCCCAGGGCUGCCGCCCGCCGGUGGUGGCUGGCUUCGGGGAAGAGGGGCCAGGGCCCGCCGGACCGCACCCACGUCUCCAGUGCAAACUGGAGCAGGAGAACAGCGGCAUCUGAUAGAAGACCUUGGACGUCGGAGAGUGAAUUGGACGACGUACCUGGAGAAAUGGACGCUAGAAGAAAACACUGGAAGGAGAAUAUGUUUGCUCCUUUUUUUAGUGCACAGGAUAUUCUAGAUGAGGCUUCUCAGCCUGAAUCAUCUUCUGAACAAAUGACUUUAGAUAAGGCCAAUAGAAUAGAAGGAAUUUUUAAUUUGUCUAGUAGAAAGUUUCAAGAAGAAAAUAAAUUUAAGAGGAAAGAAUGUAUUUCUCAACUAAACGAAAAAGAACAAGAACCAAAUUUGAGAGAAAGAAAGAUAAACCUUUCAAAGAAUGAAGCAGACACCAAUUCUGUCUCCUGUGACUCAUCUAAUUUGGAUGUGGUCACCGAAGAAAGCUUUAAUAGCACAGAAGACCGUUCUACCUGGAGUACAAAGGAAUUACCAAUCCUACCACGACCAGACAUAAAGAAGAAAUUUACCGAAGGAAUGUCUCCCAAACUUCGCCUGAAUCUUUUGAAUGAAGAACUGGAAGAACUUAACAUGAAAUGCAGGAAAAUAGAAGAGGAAUUUGAAAAUGCCGAAAAAGAACUUUUGAACUCCAAGAAAGAAGUCCCCGCAAAACCCCUCAAGUUCCAGGAAACAGGGGGAGAAACUUCAAAGAAAGACUGGGAGCUUCAAGCUUUAAGAAAUGACCUCUCCGAAAAAGCGACAAACGUCCAGAACCUAACCGAAGAGCUCCAGCAAGCCAAAGAACUCAUCCACAGGCUGAGCCUAGAGAACCGAGAUUUGAAAGAGGCCGUUAGGAAACUCAAGCGACAGACCGAGAUCGGAAACGCACUCCUGAAGGAAGAGAUGAAGCUGUACUAUGAGCUAGAGAUGGAAAAGAUCCGCGGGGAGCUGGACACCAUCAAGAAUGAGCUGAGAGCUGAGAAGACCCUGCAGGCCAGAAACAACAGGGCCCUAGAGUUGCUUAGGAAACACUUCGCUUCUGUGACGUCAUCAAGUACCCUGGACAGCUUGACGGAGGAUUUUUUUUAAAACUCAAAAAAAUAAAAAAAAAAAGCCUUUCAUGAGGCAAAUCAUGGAGCCAAAUCAGUGUUUCUUGUGCUUUCUUUGUGUGCUACUUAAAAUGUGGGCGGCGGGAGGUAGUUGUUCAUUUGGGCGGAAUCGGGCUAUCCGUGAAAGUGUGUAAGCCUUACUUUCAUAGCUUCUGUUUUUCUCUUUCUCAUGACGGUAUUACAAGAGUCCAAAUGGAAAUGAAGCUUCAGAAAUCUCUUUUUUAUAUAUAUCUACUUCACUCAAAGACAUGUAGUGACUCACCAAAUCAUUUACGAAUACAAAUCAACAGCCAUUUUGUGAUCUUGUGAGCAAUAUGUCCUUGGCACGUGAAUAUUCCUCCAUCUGUGUUGGUUGAUGUUAACAAUAAAAAUCUUGUUUGUGUGUAUAAGCAUA
Molecule: messenger RNA, 1708 nt
Organism: Mustela lutreola (European mink)
Lineage: Eukaryota; Metazoa; Chordata; Mammalia; Carnivora; Mustelidae
Gene: CCDC160
Product: coiled-coil domain containing 160
Exons: 3
Coding region: 323-1294 (323 amino acids)
Source: RefSeq, a predicted model, not a curated record